CAGAGCACACAUAGGGCCAAAUGAGUGUGAGGUGCCAAUGGAUUCUGCGUAUCCGGUGUGUGCCGAAAAAGUGGAGUUCCUGCAGUCACGCUGGCAGUCAGACCCCUGCUAUGCAUUUUAUGGGGUGGAUGGUAGCACCUGCUCCAUAUUGACUUACCUAAGCCAAAUAGAAGACUUUUGCCCCCCUCACCUCGGGAGGAACCACUCUGCACUGCCAUGGCACAAGAAACCUCACACUUAUACAGAAAAGGCUGAGAUACGAACGUCUCUAAGCCAACUGUAUGAAGUCAUCGGCAACAACAGUGGUCCUGCAAUAGACUUCAUCCGGUCCAGAGUGGACAGGAUGUCUGAACAGUGGAUACAGGCUGGUCUGAGGAUGGGGCACAACAGCAACAAGACAGUCUCCAACCAGAUGAGGGUGCUGCUGUAUCCGGGUGCCCUGGCCGGGACUGUUGGUCAGCGUUUUGAAGCCAUGGUGGAAAGAGGGGGGCCUCUUGGGGAGCUGGUCCAGUGGGCAGACCUCAGUGCCUGUCUGAUAAUCCUGGGCCACAACAUAACCUUCAGCACCUCACAGCACCAACUCCACAGCCUGAUAGGUGCUGCUCCUGGCCGAGGCAGUUGUCCAAUCCAGAGGCCCCUGACCUUUGACCUCAUCUAUACCGACUACCAUGGCCUUGCUCACCUUCAAGGAGCCAUGGGACUGGCUUUUCAGCAUUACCAGUGCCGCUUCAGAAUCCUGGAUUCUUUUGGCACUGAACCUGCCUUUAACCUGGGGAGUUAUGCUCAUAGCCACGGAUAUAAAACACUGUGGGGCAGAUGGGGUCUCCAACCUCUGCAAUACAUGACCAUGUUCCCUCACACUCCUGAUAACUCCUUCCUGGGCUUUGCGAGUGAGGAGGCAGUGAGGGCGGAGGUGAGAGAGGAGGAGCUGGAGCCAGAGAUCCACAGGAAAGACAGGAUAGCAGUUGUCUACGGCAAACAGGACUACAUGUGGAAGGGUAGAUCUGAGUAUGUGGAGGUGAUCAGUGAGGAGCUGGAGACCCAUGCCACAGUCUUUCAGCCUCCAGGACACACCUCUAAUCUGCCCAGCUUUAUCAGAAACCAUGGCCUGCUGACUCAGGAACACUUCCUACAACUUCUCCGCAGAGCCAAGGUGUUUGUAGGCCUUGGUUUUCCCUAUGAGGGUCCGGCUCCUAUUGAGGCAAUAGCUCUGGGCUGCAUCUUCCUUCAACCACAAUUUGACCCACCACACUCAUCAGACAACAAUGACUUCUACAAGGGCAAACCCACCACAAGACAGAUCUCCUCCCAGCACCCUUAUGCUGAAGAAUUCAUUGGUAAACCUCAUGUGUGGACUGUGAACAUGACCAACAGCACCGAUGUACGAGAGGCAGUCAAAGCUAUUCUAAGCACAGAGGUGAAGCCUUUCACCCCCCGAGAGUUCACCUGUGAGGGAAUGCUGGAGCGGGUUCAUGGUUAUAUCACUCACCAGGAGUUCUGCAGUAAAUCUGUCCCUAUUUGGCCACCAGAAAGUGCUCUAAGGGUGCACCUGGGUCCCCUGGGCCAGUCGUGUGUGAGUGUGUGCCGACACUCCUCCCUGGUGUGUGAGCCUGCUCUGUUUCACCACCUCAACAGUCCCUCCGCGUUCACCAGGCUUGGACUAGGCUGUUCCAGCGUGGGGCCGGAAAUCAACCACCUGUUUCCUGCCUACAAUCCUUGGGGUCGACACUGUGGCCUUCAGCAGGAGCCUCUACUGUUCAGUUGUGCUGGCUCUGACCCUUCGCACCGCAGACUGUGCCCCUGUAGAGCUCACCUACCUGGACAGGUGGCACUGUGCCCUGACUGCAUCUAAACACAACUGUGAAAGAACCUGGGAAACAGCACGGAGAGAAGAGGAAAAGUUAGUAGGGUUAGGGAGACAAAGACGACCGAUGAGCCAUCUGCAGUGCAUACUGUAU
Seriola dumerili (greater amberjack) is the source of this 1958-nucleotide messenger RNA. RefSeq names its product alpha-1,6-mannosylglycoprotein 6-beta-N-acetylglucosaminyltransferase B-like. Bases 38 to 1852 code for a protein of 604 amino acids. NCBI's taxonomy places the organism in Eukaryota, Metazoa, Chordata, Actinopteri, Carangiformes, Carangidae. The record is from RefSeq and is a predicted model, not a curated record. Gene Ontology annotation, biological process: protein N-linked glycosylation. Gene Ontology annotation, cellular component: Golgi apparatus. The transcript is spliced from 14 exons. Gene Ontology annotation, molecular function: alpha-1,6-mannosylglycoprotein 6-beta-N-acetylglucosaminyltransferase activity.